Messenger RNA from Triticum turgidum subsp. durum (durum wheat), 480 nucleotides. NCBI's taxonomy places the organism in Eukaryota, Viridiplantae, Streptophyta, Magnoliopsida, Poales, Poaceae. The record is from the annotation of a GenBank genome assembly.
AUGGGCGAGAUUGGAGGACGUACGGGGGUUCGAUUUGUGCGUGGCUCGGGUGAAAUCGGUGAGCGAGCUUGCAGGCUGCCUGGUGACUAUGGGUUUGAUCCCCUGGGGCUCGGGAAGCAGCCUAAGGACCUGAAGUGGUAUGUUGAGGCUGAGAUCGUGCACUGCUGGUUUGCCAUGGCAGGGGUUGCCGGCAUCCUCGGAACUGAUGAUCGUGAUUUCGUGGUCGAGCCUAUGUCAACCACUGGUUCCACUCAGCCGAGCAGGCCAGACAUAAGGUCUUCACCUUCAGCAUCCAGUGAGAGUGUCAGGGCUCGCAAUUCAGGUUCUAGUUCCAGAUCAGCUGCCCCACCACCAGCAGCACCACAAGCAGGGGCUGCAAACCCUUUACGUUUCGAUGCAAAGACUAUACAUUUCUCCGUAAAUGCCUGGGUAAGGAAGAAGCCACCUUUCUCUUCACAGUAUGAAUGCGUAAUUGUGUAA